Messenger RNA from Eurytemora carolleeae, 1419 nucleotides. RefSeq lists its product as uncharacterized. The record is from RefSeq and is a predicted model, not a curated record. Bases 37 to 1371 code for a protein of 444 amino acids. Lineage: Eukaryota; Metazoa; Arthropoda; Copepoda; Calanoida; Temoridae. The transcript is spliced from 8 exons.
UUUGGAUGGAAAAGAUUGAAACUGAAUUUAUUUCUGAUGAAGGAUUAUUUUGUCCUCGUAUUCUUUAUCUUCAGUUCGGUUCUUGGAAUAGAGUUGGAUCGAGAGAAUAAGAAGGAUGGAAGCAACAUUAAAGAUAAUAUUGAGAUUGCGGCUCAAGCAUCAAGUAGUAUUCUAAAAGAGCACCAACAGAAUGUGGCUCAAGCAUCAAGCAAUAUUCUUGAAGAGGACCAACAGAAUGUGGCUCAAGCAUCAAACAGUACUCUUGAAGAGCACCAACAGAAUGCGGCUCAAGCAUCAAGCGGAAUUCUUAAAGAGCACCAACAGAACAUAGCUCAAGCAUCAAGCAGUAUUCUAGAAGAGCACCAACAGAAUACAGCUCAAGCAUCAAGCGUUAUUCUUGAAGAGCACAAACAGAAUACAGCUCAAGCAUCAAGCAUUAUUCUUGAAGAGCACAAACAGAAUACGGCUCAAGCAUCAAGCAUUAUUCUUGAAGAGCACCAACAGAAUGUGGCUCAAACAUCAAGCAGUAUUUUUGAAAAGCACAACCAGAACGUGACUCAAGCAUCAAGUAGUAUUUUUAACAAUCAUGAGCAGAAUGGUAUUCAAGAAUCAAACAGCUAUGUUGAAGAGCGCAGAAAUAUUCAGAAGUCUAAUAAUGGUCCUAAGAAAAAGCCAGAGAUUUGGGAUUCACAUGCUGUUCAUGAUGCGAGUCAACAAGACAUAAAACCUGACGUUAUUAAUGAUGUUAAUAAACAAAAUACUGUUGCUGGGGAAAUAAAGCGAACAGACAAAAACAAACAUCAUGGUGAGAGUGGUUUGCACAGAAGGGAGGCAGAUAUUGAACCUGAUGGAAGAACUUGUUUCUGCUCUAGGGAUGAAAACAAUCGAGUUCUUUACACAGGUCGUCAUUGUUGCCGGACAAUUCUAGACGGGGUCUGCUGUGAAAUUCCACUUUCGAUGUUUAAGAGAGGGGAGGACCCAAUAAUAAGGAUGGUGUUAGACUCUCAGAUUGCCAAGAGAAGGGAUGAAAGGGAAAGGAUGCGACAUGGAAAACUAAAGAAGACAAGGCAAAAUAGAGUAUUGGGUGAAGAGUUCAAGCAUUUGUUCGGAAAAGAUCCAGCGGAGCAACAAGAAUCUAAUGGAGUAGUAGCAGGGAAGAGAUUAAUGGAAAUAGAAUUUGAGUCACACCAACCAGAUCCUCAAACUGGGGCUAAGAUUGUGUACUCAUCUGAUUCUCAAAACGGCGCCAAAAUCUCAAAAGAUGGCGACAAGACAGUUUUUACAGCAGAUGGAAAGACUAGCGCUGGCAUUGUAAUGAAUGUUGGGAAAGUUGAAACAACAAACAAUAUUUAUAAUACAAUAAUUGUUUAAACUAUGUUAAACUUUUUAGAUCAACUAAUAAACACCAUUUAGAUCUCA